GAGGGGAGCGCAGGCUGACUGGGCGGAGAAGGAGUACCGGACUUCCAGCACUCAUGUGGGGAACCCAGGCUUGGAGCAAUAGCAACGGUUUGGAGCUUGUUAAGGAGGACCGCUCCUCUGCCCAGCCAUAGGUUUUCAAGCCUGGGCUGCUUGGAAUGAAAAGCAUGCAAUAUGCUGCCACUAAGCUCCCUGAGUUCCUCGCACGAGCAUGGAAGAAAAUUGGACACUGCAGCCAGAGCUGGGCUUGGAGCAACAGCAAGUCCUGGCGCACAAUCUACUCUUCAAGCUCCCAAUGCCUGAACCGGCGAGCUGGAGGAGAGAUUUUCUGUCAUGAUGAGAAUCCAAAACCAGACCCACUAAGCCAAGAACUCUCUUUAUCGUUCUCAACACACAGAAAGGCUACUGUGAGUGUUGUGCAGAAGAUUUCACAGAUUUACAGACGAAUGAGUUGCUGGACAUCAUGGAAACAGAAUGGAACUUGAAAACCAGACCCAUUUUGAGAUGAUUUGAAUGAAUGCCUUUGGGUAAUUUAAAUAGGCUAUUCAAUUGUUUUGCUUUGUCAGUUAAGUUCCGGAGCUCAAAGUCUUCUACUUGCCUUUUCACAGAAGAAUUUUCCUUUCUUUGUCUGAUUGAUAGAUCUAAUGAGACGGAACAAGGUGUUUUUUCAUGUUUUGGUUUAAUAUUAUUGUUUUUUCCCCUUUUAUACAUUUUGCUCAUUUUAUUAACUUUCUGAUGGCAUUGUCUUCACAGCAUCUUCAAAGCUUGCAACAUCAGGAAUUUGUCCUGUAUUUCACCCAGUAUGCUUUCUUAGAUAGCAUCAUCUCCCAAUUGAACAGUGACUUUAUGCCUUCCUGCACUCCACUGCUGAGGAAGAAGCCAUCUGCCAUUUUGUGUGGGCUGAUUUGAGUGCAUGCUGCAUUUCUCCAAAGACUCCCAAAUAUCUUUGUGUGUAAGAGAGAGAAGUAGAGAUGACACGCUUGAGCAUUUUCAGAAAUUAAGCAAGAAUAUUAAUCUAUAAAUAAUCCAGAGGGAAGAGCAAAGAGGAAAAGCAAGGAGAGGCAAGGCAAGGACCAGUAAGAAUCCCAGACUUUCAAUGCAAAGCAAAAGAAAACGAAGAAAGGGCAUCACAAUCUGCCUCCCUUGCAUGCCAGACAGCUGGUGCCAACUCUGGUUCCGAUUAUGAAGGCAUUAUGAGCUGCUCGCUCCAGAACUGGGUGUUGACAGCUUUCUGCUGCUUGCUGCUUUGUCAUUCAGGUUUUGUGAAGGCAGAUCCACAACCUGGUGAUUUACGGAGGUGGGUCCCAAAUUCCAGUUGGCGCAAAAGAUGGGGUAUUUCAGAAAUCACAUAUCCCACUAGGCUGGUGAAACACAACUCUGGGGGAGAGAUCCAGAAGUAUCAGCUGGACACAAGAGUAAGAAAAGAGACUGGUGGCAGCAGAGGAGGCGACAGAAAAGGAGGAAGCCCUGUUAUCCAUCUGGCCCAAGUGAGUUUCCUCAUCCCUGCCUUUGGUUCAACUUUCACUUUGGAUCUUGAGCUGAACCACCAUCUCUUGUCCUUAAAUUAUGUGGAACGUCAUUUUGGACAGGAUGGAAAUGCCAGCCACACCACGGGAACAAGUGAGCACUGUUACUAUCAAGGCAAUCUCCGUGGAGAAGCCAACUCCUUUGUGGCUUUAUCUACCUGCCAUGGCCUACAUGGUGUUUUCUCUGAUGGAAAAGAUGUGUACCUCCUGAAGCCUCAUGAUUCACUCGAACAUCAAGCGCAGGAGCCACUUCCUCACCAGAUCAACCAGACACCAGUACCUCACAUGUCCCGUGGUUGCACAGAACCAGGGUGUUUAUUUUCUGCAUUGAACUACUACAUUCCUCCUGGGCUUCCUAAACUGCGUCGGCGAAGACAGGUUCACCGAGGUCAUCGGACUGUCCACAGUGAGACCAAGUUCAUUGAAUUGAUAAUUGUUAAUGACCACCAACUGUUUGAGCAAAUGCGUCGCUCUGUCAGCCUUACCAGCAACUUUGCAAAAUCUGUGGUAAACCUUGCUGAUGUGAUUUUUAAGGAGCAGUUGAACACUCGUAUCGUGUUGGUUGCCAUGGAAACAUGGGCAUCAGGGGAUAAGAUCCAGACUGAUGAAGAUUCCCUAGAGACACUGAGAGAGUUUAUGAAGUAUCGUCAAGAAUCUCUUCCUGAACACAGUGAUGCUGCCCAUCUCUUCUCAGGGCACACUUUUAGAAGCAGCCGCAGUGGUACAGCUUAUGUUGGAGGAAUCUGCUCAGUUGCUAGAGGCGGAGGUGUGAAUGAGUAUGGUACCGUUGGAGCGAUGGCAGUAACAUUAGCCCAGACCUUGGGGCAAAACAUUGGCAUGAUGUGGAACAAACACCGUGCUUCUGCAGGAGAUUGUCGCUGUCCUGACUUAUGGCUGGGUUGUAUUAUGGAAGAUACUGGAUACUACCUGCCACGGAAAUUUUCACGCUGCAGUGUUGAUGAAUACAAUCAAUUUCUGGCUGAAGGAGGAGGAAGCUGUCUCUUUAACAAGCCUUUGAAGCUCCUUGACCCUCCUGAAUGCGGUAAUGGAUUUGUUGAAGCAGGAGAAGAAUGUGACUGUGGGUCCUUUGCGGAGUGUUCCAAAAGUGGGGGAAACUGCUGCAAGAAAUGUACCCUUACGCAUGAUGCCAUGUGCAGUGAUGGGUUGUGUUGUCGAGAGUGCAAGUAUGAGCCACGGGGUGUAACUUGUCGAGAAGCUGUGAAUGAAUGUGAUGUCCCAGAAACUUGUACUGGGGACUCCAGUCAGUGUCCACCUAAUGUACACAAGCAGGACGGCUAUUUUUGUGAGAAUGAACAGGGCCGGUGUUAUGGAGGCCGUUGUAAAACCAGGGAUCACCAGUGCAAUGCAUUGUGGGGGCGAGCUUCAGCUGAAAGGUUUUGCUACGAGAAACUCAAUGUUGAAGGCACUGAGCGUGGGAACUGUGGGCAUGAGGGGAGCCGCUGGGUGCCCUGUAUCAAGCAGGAUGUGUUGUGUGGAUAUCUUCUCUGUGCCAAUGCGACAGGAUCUCCACGUAUUGGUGAACUACUAGGCGAGAUCACAACAAUGACAUUCUAUCACCAGAAGAGAUAUAUCGAUUGCCGGGGUGGCCAUGUGCAGUUGGUGGAUGGCACAGAUCUGAGCUACGUAGAAGAUGGGACACCCUGUGGGCCCAACAUGUUGUGUCUUGAUCACAAAUGCCUUCCCGUCUCUGCCUUUAACUUCAGUAUCUGCCCUGGCAGCUGGGGUGGCCAGAUCUGCUUUGACCAUGGGGUCUGCAGCAAUGAGGGCCAGUGCAUCUGCUAUUCAGACUGGACAGGAAAAGACUGCAGUGUCUAUGAUCCUAUCCCAGACCCUAAACCUACUGGAGAAACAGAAAAAUACAAGGGUCCCAGUGGUACCAACAUCAUUAUUGGUUCCAUUGCUGGAGCCAUCUUGGUGGCUGCUAUUGUUCUUGGUGGCACUGGAUGGGGAUUUAAGAACAUUCGCAGAGGAAGGUACGACCCAGCUCAGCAGAGCAUGUAGCAGCUUCCCUCAGCACGUCUCUCCAUCACCUACCGCCUCCAUCCCAUCCUCCUCAUCGCCUUCUCCCCACUCUUGCUGCUUGCAAUGAUCAUUGGUGCAGAAGGGCCAGAGCUCUCAUGGAGGCCUGUCUCGGCAGAGAGAAUUUCGUCUGUCCAUGCAUCCAUCAGUAUCAGCCUCAUUCUCCACUUCUUCAGUUGUUAUCAUGAGGGGAUAGCUAGUGAAUAAGUAAAUGGCCACAGGUGUUCUAUCCAGGCAUCUAAUGAACCCCUGGUUCUGCUCACUGGAUGACAGGGAUGGGAAUUGAUCUUUCCCCAGUUUAAGGCCCAAGUAACAAUCCUUUAUUUCAUGUUAUGGUAAAGUGAACACAGGAUUUUACUGUAUCAUUUUCACGGUGGGAUUUUUCCGCAAAUGGAAACCGUUUGCAGUGAACUGUGUUGAUUUCGAGAUACAAAAGAUUUCCACACAUCCCUGCAAGGACCGUUCCACCUAUAUUUGUAUACCGGGGUGAAAUCUAAAAUUUUUUCCUACCAGUUCUGCGGGCGUGGCUUAAUUGGUGGGCAUGGCUUGGUGGUCAGGUGACUGAAUGGGUAUGGCCAAUAAUAAUGAAUAAUAAAAAUAAUAAAGUAUACAAAACUUGGGAGCGCACCGAUCUACUAAUUGCCUUUUUUUGGGAGCGCACCGUCUACCUUCUUUAAAAAUAGAUGCACUACAGCGCUGAUCAGCUGUAGUGCGGCCCUUUGAAGCACCGCAGUAGUCAUUUAAGGCCAUUUGCAGCUAUAUCACCACCGAGAACUUUUAAGGACAGAGAAGAGGAACAGUGAGGUAUGGGCGGUGUGGGGAGCAGGGAUUUUUGGUACCGGUUCUCCGAACUACCUGCCCCCAUCGCUACCGGAUCAUGUGAUCCGGUCUGAACCAGGAGCAUUUCACCCCGAUAUAUACAAUAUAAUAUACACUUAUAUUGCCAAGGAGAAGGUGUGUUUUAAUUGGGCCCAUACCCAUUCUAUUAUAGAAGAGGGUAGGUAUGGUGCUGAAUAAUAAAGCAUCAAACUAUAUUAUAAAACAGCCUUCUAAAACCUGAAGAAUUCAGGAGAGUUUUAAUUCUAACUCUUAGAUUUCCCAGCCAGCUGUGGAAUCUAUAGUUCAAAGACAUCAGGAAUUUGCCAUGUUGGGGAAUUGUUGCAGUCCUGAGGUAUAACUAAUACUCCCAAGAAUCUGAAAGGAGAUAUAUUUGAAUGAAUCUGUUUCUAAGUUGAAAUGGAGGCACAAGGCCUGUAACUGUUGAACUUUCCCGGAGUGCAUACAUAGACUCACAAACAUUUACUUAACAUUUCCUGUGUUCUUUAAAAGUUCCAAAACACAUGUUUAUGUGGUGGUAUUUAAAAAUUAGGGGCUCCCCACCGCCAAUGAAGCACAUGCUGCUCAUUUGCAAUUUUGAAUGGAAAAGUGGCCAAUAGGGAAAGAAUUAAACAGCAUAAUUCUAUGAUUACAAAAAUAAUAACAAUAAUGAUCCUUUUGCAUAGAUUUAGCCUGAGUUCUGUAGAAUAGAAAAGGCCCAUUUAAUGACACUAAUAGGUUUGGGCUACUUGUUUUGGUUUAUGUACAUUCACUGGCUGCAGUUUACCCAAUGGGAUUUUUAUGAGGUGGGGACUAAAAUAUUUAUAUUGUUCAUGUGGAAACAGAGCAUAUAAAAGCCUACUUAAGUAGAGAAAGCAUCACUCAAAUCAUCAGAAGAUUGACUAGAGCCAUUCCGAUGUGUCUACAUGUAGGGUGAUUAUAUCUUUAUCAUUCUAAUUAAUAAGUGAAGAUCUUGAAUCUUGCCUUAGGAAGAUUCCCAGGGCCUUAUUCAAAACUUGGGGAAGAUAUUUAGCCCCAUUAUAUGCUAUAUGAUAUACACCCAUGCUUUUCUGCUGCUCUCUGUGUAUUAUGCAUUACUUUCUUGACUGUGAUUUGGUUGCUUGCUCGCUUGGCAUUUGUUCCCAUUUCAUGGUGUUAUUUUUCCUUGAAAGUUUAAAAGAGCCAGAGUAUUGGGGACGCAAAAGAGAUUGUCAUCUACAUUUAAUUGCUUUAAACACUAGAUACUUAUAUAAUUAAAAGGUUUGUAUUACUGACAUACUACCAAGUUAGGUUUCUGGAGGAGAAAACAUCUAAAAACCACUUCCUUUUCUAUACUGGGGUAAUAUGGCUUCUGUUUCAAUUGUUAAUCAUGGACUGUAUCCUACAGUAAAUAAGUGCCUUUCAGUAUGAAUUAAAUCUUUACAACAUAAUAAAAGUAUUCAUGUAUUAACCAUAAUAAAAAUAUUCAUGUAUUAAAGGUAGAUCUUCCAAGGUUCAUUUUAGCAAAUAAAUAUAUUUCUUUUUAAAGAAGAACUGCAGAUAUUGAUUUUUUUCCAAUAUCUGCAUACAAUAAAUAUUAAAAGGACACAGCCCUACGAAAUACAGAACCUAAGGCAUUUAGAUGUUUAAAUAAAUCCUUUUAACUUUAAGUUGGAAAGGAUUGAAAAUUAAUUAUUCUUUUAUUUUUCGUAAGUUAACAAGUUUUCACUGUAUAAGAUCCUUCAACUUCUCCCAAAGUAUAUUUCAAUUGUUCAUUCUAUAAUUGUACCAGUAACUCAAAAUUCAUUCUUCUGCCAGAAAAUAAUAAGAUUCAAUUUUAAAGAGAUUUAUGCUAUUUAUAUUGGGAGAUAUGGAAUCAAUAAAUAAAAAUCUGGAACCAA
Messenger RNA from Ahaetulla prasina, 6259 nucleotides. RefSeq names its product ADAM metallopeptidase domain 11 (gene ADAM11). Gene Ontology annotation, biological process: proteolysis. The record is from RefSeq and is a predicted model, not a curated record. NCBI's taxonomy places the organism in Eukaryota, Metazoa, Chordata, Lepidosauria, Squamata, Colubridae. The coding region runs from base 1191 to 3545 and encodes 784 amino acids. Gene Ontology annotation, molecular function: metalloendopeptidase activity. The transcript has 30 exons.